UGCUGAAUUUACUGUUUCAGCAACUGCUUUCUUUCCCAUCUGUUCAGUCUGCACCAAGCUCACCAGCCGCUGGUGCAACCACAGGGCUGGUGUGGGGCUGAGGCUGUCUGAGCCAUGAACAGCUUCAGGACUGUCAUCUUCUUCUGGGCAGUGGCAGCGUGGGCUAAAGCAGGCAAGCCUUUGGGAGAGACAGUUGAGGCUGGAUUUCAAAAAUGCAAGAAUGCUUUGAAACUACCUGUCUUGGAAGUCCUACCUGGAGGGGGCUGGGAUAAUCUGCGGAAUGUGGACAUGGGACGGGUGAUGAACUUGACCUACACCAACUGCAGGACCACAGAGGAUGGGCAGUACAUCAUCCCUGAUGAAAUCUACACCAUUCCCCAGAAACAGAGCAACCUGGAGAUGAACUCAGAAAUCUUGGCAUCCUGGGUAAAUUAUCAGAGCACCACCUCCUACUCCAUCAACACAGAGCUCUCCCUUUUUUCCAAAGUCAACGGCAAGUUCUCCUCCGAGUUCCAGAGAAUGAAGACCCUUCAAGUGAAGGACCAAGCUGUAACUACCAGAGUUCAGGUAAGAAACCUGGUCUACACAGCCAAAAUCAACCCAGCUUCAGAACUAAGCUGGAGGUUUAAGAAGGAGCUCAUGGACAUCUCUGACUGUCUAGAGAACAAUCAGACAAGGAUGGCCACCUACCUGGCAGAACUCCUGGUCCUCAAUUAUGGCACCCACGUCAUCACCAGUGUGGAUGCUGGAGCUGCUCUUGUCCAGGAGGACCACAUCAGGGCCUCCUUUCUCCAGGACAGCCAGAGCAGCCACAGUGCCGUGACUGCAUCUGCUGGAGUUGCCUUCCAAAACGUCGUGAACUUCAAAUUUGAGGAGAACUACACCUUGCAGAAUGCCUUCAUCAAGGGCUACCUCUCAAACCGAACCAACUCCAGGGUGCAGAGCUUUGGAGGGGUUCCUUUUUACCCAGGCAUCACCCUCCAGGCCUGGCAGCAGGGCAUCACCAACCACCUGGUGGCAGUGGACCGUGUGGGCCUGCCACUGCAUUUCUUCAUCAACCCUGACAUGCUGCCUGCCUUGCCGGGCCCCUUGGUGAAGAAGCUGUCCAAGACGGUGGAAAACGCCGUGAGACGCUAUUACACGUUCAACACCUACCCUGGCUGCACAGAUCUCAAUUCGCCCAACUUCAAUUUUCAGGCCAACACUGAUGACGGCUCCUGCGAGGGGAAAAUGACCAACUUCUCCUUCGGUGGGGUUUAUCAGGAAUGUACCCAGCGCUCAGGAAAUGCGGAUGUCCUCCUCUGCCAACACUUGGAGCAGAAGAAUCCACUCACUGGCGAUUUCUCCUGUCCCUCUGGCUAUUCCCCAGUUCACCUGCUGUCCCAGAUCCACGAGGAGGGGUAUAACCACCUGGAGUGUCAACGGAAGUGUACGCUCCUCAUCUUCUGCAAGACAGUGUGUGAAGAUGUGUUCCGGGUGGCAAAGGCUGAAUUUAGGGCUUUUUGGUGUGCAGCCAGUGGCCAAGUACCCGAAAACUCAGGACUACUUUUUGGGGGCCUCUUCAGCGGUAAGAGCAUAAACCCCAUGACAAAUGCGCAGUCAUGCCCAGCCGGCUACUUUCCACUGAGACUCUUUGAAAACCUCAAGGUAUGUGCUUCUCAGGACUAUGAGUUGGGAAACAGGUUUUCGGUCCCCUUUGGUGGGUUCUUCAGCUGCACAGUUGGGAACCCCUUGGUGGAUUCUGCCAUGUCCAGAGAUUUAGGGGCACCUUCUCUGAAAAAGUGCCCCGGGGGCUUCAGCCAACACCUGGCCCUCAUCAGUGAUGGCUGCCAAAUAUCCUACUGCGUCAAGUCCGGGCUCUUUACAGGAGGGUCCCUGCCCCCUGCCAGGCUCCCGCCUUACACACAGCCACCCCUCAUGAGUCAGGCUGCCACCAACACUGUCAUAGUGACCAGUUCGGAGGGUGCAAGAUCCUGGAUUAAAGACCCCCAGACCCACCAGUGGAGGCUGGGAGAGCCAUUGGAGCUGCGCAGGGCCAUGAAUGUCAUCCAUGGGGAUAGUGGGGGUCUGUCAGGGGGGGCGGCAGCUGGGGUCACAGUGGGGGUCACCACCGUUCUGGCUGCUGUCAUCGCCCUGGCCAUCUAUGGCACACGGAAGUUCAAGAAGAAGGGAUACCAGGAAAUUGAGGACGAGAGGCAGAGUUUGGCUCCAGGCAUAGCAGCAAUGGGAGACACCCCUGACGGAGAGCAGGUGCAGAGUCCUGCUUAAAUCUUGCCCGGGAAAUGGUUUCAUCUCUAGCCAGAGUGGUCAUCUCCAGCCACUUUUGCCUUCUUAGCUAUUGAAGUGGCAAGUGCAACAAAUAGCAGGUAUAACAUUGUGACUUCUUGUCUAGGUCUCUGGGCCAGGAAAUUUACAUUGCUACAUGGACAAGGCUGGGGGUGGGAGGAGGCAGCAGUUGUGACUCUUGGAAGCAAAAGCCAUCCUGGGGACUAAAAUGAGAGGGGUGUGUCCUCUCCCUAUGUGCCUCACUAAUUGUCUUCACUUAAAUGUACUGUGUACAAAGACAGAAGGGAGGGUAUUGACAUUUGGAUUUGGAAACUAUGCAUUUAAUGUGAAGUCCGUAGUGUUUCCCAAUUUGCAAGCUGCAAGAAUUUUUGCCUUUAAGCAUUACCUUCCCUCUAUUUUGUUUUUUAAAAAGCUGUCUGGAUUUCAUGCUCCUAGAGGUUAACAGAGCCCUGAAAAGACACAGCAAGUCCUGCUUGGCCACUGCUUUUUAGCUUUAGGCUUGCAUGUUGAGGGACUGCGUCACCCCCUCUGGGUCAUCUCAAUAGCCUGUGCCGACGCCACUCUUUCCAACUGCCCCACGACGAAGACUUAGGCCAGACCACUCUUGGACUUCUGACUGGUGUCAGCAAGUCCUCAGAAAGCAUUUUAACUUACAAACUUUUAUCAGGAGGGCAAGGGGAAAGGGAUGGUUUGGAGACCAGGGGUAAGUAAAGAAAGAUAAAAACUGGAGAAAAAGAAUCUGGUGCUCAAAGGAAAUUGGAAUUCUUUACCCACAUCCAACCACUUGAUUUCUUCCUCUUAGCUCAGCAUAAAUUGGGCACCAAAAGGAGCCGUAGAUUUGGAUAGACCGAGCAUUACAGUUCCAUGUUCUAUGUUACCAAGGUACAACCCCUUCCUCUUCCAUGAAUGGUCCCUACACUUCCUAUCGUCCUGUUACACACACACACACACACACACACACACACACACCCCCUGCAUUCCAAGGAGUCUGCAUUGUUCUGGGGGUGAAAAAAGUAAGAAGCAAAGUAAGCCCACAUCUAAGUAUUACUUCCUUCCUAAAAUCAAAACAGAGUAGAAAGCACCAAUUAUGCACUGUACUUUUUUUUUUUUUUCCUAACAGAAAGGGAGCUGGCAUGAUCAACUCCAUGUUUUUAAAUGAGACCUGAUCGACUCCAUGUUUUUAAAUGAACUGAAAAAGGCCUCCCGCGCCACUUGUGACACAUUCAUUUCGGUCCCAGGCCAACAGCC
Molecule: messenger RNA, 3534 nt
Organism: Propithecus coquereli (Coquerel's sifaka)
Lineage: Eukaryota; Metazoa; Chordata; Mammalia; Primates; Indriidae
Gene: MPEG1
Product: macrophage expressed 1
Exons: 1
Coding region: 115-2268 (717 amino acids)
Biological process (GO): defense response to bacterium
Source: RefSeq, a predicted model, not a curated record